AACAUUUCUUUUUCAACCGGACUGUUACCUGUGCAUCAUCGUAGGCGAGCACUGUUAAUUUAAUUGUACACGUUUUUCGUAAUUUUCUCUUUUUGCGGUAAUUUUUUUUUUUAUCGGUCCACAUAAUGGCGUUAACAUCGCGAUUUUACAAUGAGAAAUACCCGGAGAUUGAAGAUGUUGUCAUGGUUAAUGUGCUGUCCAUUGCCGAAAUGGGGGCCUAUGUCCAUCUGUUGGAGUACAACAACAUCGAGGGCAUGAUUCUGCUGUCAGAAUUGUCGCGUCGCCGCAUCCGUUCAAUCAACAAAUUGAUCCGUGUAGGAAAAACCGAACCGGUGGUUGUCAUCCGUGUGGAUAAGGAAAAGGGUUAUAUUGAUCUGUCCAAGCGUCGUGUCUCGCCCGAGGAUGUGGAAAAGUGCACGGAGCGAUUCGCAAAGGCAAAAGCCAUCAAUUCACUGCUUCGUCAUGUGGCUGACAUUUUAGAAUAUGAUAGCAGUGACAAGUUGGAGGAGCUCUACCAGAAGACGGCAUGGUAUUUUGAAAAGAAAUACAACAGCAAAACGGUGGCCUAUGAUAUCUUCAAGCAAUCGGUAACGGAUCCCUCUGUCUUCGAUGAGUGUAAUUUGGAUGCGGAAACCAAGGAGGUGCUGCUUAGUAACAUAAAACGAAAACUGGUAUCGCCUACUGUGAAAAUACGAGCAGACAUUGAAUGUUCGUGCUAUGGUUAUGAAGGCAUCGAUGCAGUCAAGGCAUCUCUCAGCAAGGGCCUAGAAUUGAGUACGGAAGAGCUGCCCAUCCGCAUCAAUCUGAUAGCACCGCCACUCUAUGUUAUGACCACUGCCACCACUAAGAAGACGGAAGGCCUCAAGGCCUUGGAGGUGGCCAUCGAGAAUAUCCGAGAAAAGAUUCUUGAAUUCGAGGGUGAAUUUAAGGUGAUCAUGGCGCCCAAACUGGUCACAGCCAUUGAUGAGGCCGAUCUUGCACGCCGGCUGGAACGGGCUGAAGCAGAAAAUGCCCAGGUGGCUGGCGAUGAUGACGAGGAGGAUGGAGCUGAUCAGGAGGGCAUGCAAUUUGAUCCUGAAAAGGAAUUCAAUCACAAGAACAAUUCGUCACGUGGCCACAAUGAGGACGAUGAUGACGAGGACGAUGACGACGAUGAGGAAUAGACGCAAAAUAUAAUAUAUACAUCUCGGGUAUAUAUAUCUAAAUUGUACAUGCAUGGUGUAAGUUAAGUGAGUGAGGAACCGCAAACCUUUCUCGAGCAUUUCGCACUUUAUAAACUUUCUUAUCCAAUACAAAAUAAAAGAAAAAACAAACCGGUAAAACAUUGUAGUUGAAACAAUCAUAAGAUAUAUGCAUAGAUAGAAUUACACAUCAAUCAACCCCAACGUCGUCUGUAAGUUCUUUCCUACGAAUUGGUCACAGCCAUUGAUGAGGAACCUUUCUGGUUCUAGUCGUUAUAAACGGAAUUGAUGAAUAAAUCGCCGACUUAAAAACA
Messenger RNA from Drosophila willistoni, 1495 nucleotides. It is a transcript of the gene eIF2alpha, whose product is annotated as eukaryotic translation initiation factor 2 subunit 1. The transcript has 2 exons. Gene Ontology annotation, molecular function: translation initiation factor activity; ribosome binding; RNA binding. Gene Ontology annotation, cellular component: eukaryotic translation initiation factor 2B complex; eukaryotic translation initiation factor 2 complex; eukaryotic 48S preinitiation complex. Lineage: Eukaryota; Metazoa; Arthropoda; Insecta; Diptera; Drosophilidae. Bases 126 to 1163 code for a protein of 345 amino acids. The record is from RefSeq and is a predicted model, not a curated record.